AUGAAAACAAUAGCCUCCAAUCCCCAUGCAAAGACUGCGCUCCUCCAUAUCGAUGUUUCUUCAACCAAGAACAACAAUUUCACUUCUGAUCAUCCAAUUCAAAUCCAGUUGCCCCUUCACAGACCACCCACACCUAUGAGAAUCAAACCGCCACCCAAGAAACCGAACCCGAAACCCGUUGCCACCACCUCCGACAUUCUACGCUUGAUGGACAGUCUCAAAUUGCCCAUACCACUAGACAUUUACACUUCGCUCAUCAAAGAAUGCACCAAAUUGCGCGACCCUUUGAAAGCCGUUGAGUUGCAUGAACAUGUGAGACGAAGUGGUCUUCGUAUGAAUUUACCUUUGCGUAACCGGCUUUUAUUGAUGUACGUAUCGAGUGGGCGCCUUGAUCACGCGCGCCAACUGUUUGAUCAAAUGUUUCAGAGGGAUUUUAAUUCGUGGGCUGUCAUGAUUGCUGGUUGUGUUGAAAAUGGGAAGUACAAUGAAGCCAUAGAUUUUUAUAUAGAAAUGCUACUGGAAGAAGAAUUUGAAGACGUUGGUAAUAAUCAGAUGGAACUUUUGGUUUCGGGUGUACUCGUGUGUGUUCUCAGAGCCUGUUUGUAUACAAGGGACUUUGAGCUUGGGAGGCAAGUGCACGGUUGGUUAUGGAAAAUGGGUUACUCGAGAAACGUUGUUUUGUGUAGUUUCUUGAUUAACUUUUAUGGGAAGCUGAAGUGUUUUGAUGGUGCUGAAAGUGUUUUCGAACAGGUUCGUUCUCCAAAUACAGUUGUGUGGACGUCUAGGAUCGUGAACUGUUCAAGCGACGGUAACUUUGAGGGAGUGGUUAGUGUCUUUAAGGAGAUGGGAAGGGAGGGCGUGACGAAGAACGGCUAUACGUUUUCAACUGUUCUUAAGGCUUGCAGGAUGAUGGGGGAUAUAGAGUGUGGGCGACAAGUUCAUGCAAAUUUGAUGAAAUUAGGGCUUGAAUCAGAUGGUUUCGUGCAGUGUGCAUUGGUCGACUUGUAUGGAAAAUGUGGUUGUCUGAAUGACGCUACUAGGAUGUUUGAGAUUGGUAAAAAUAAGAGGAAUGGUGCCUGUUGCAAUGCAAUGCUUACAAAUUAUACGCAACAUGGACUCUACAUUGAGGCAAUUAAACUUCUUUAUGAAAUGAAGAUGGCUGGCUUCAAGACCUGUGAAUCAUUAUUAAUGAAGUGA
Molecule: messenger RNA, 1197 nt
Organism: Sesamum indicum (sesame)
Lineage: Eukaryota; Viridiplantae; Streptophyta; Magnoliopsida; Lamiales; Pedaliaceae
Product: Tetratricopeptide repeat (TPR)-like superfamily protein
Biological process (GO): RNA modification
Cellular component (GO): intracellular membrane-bounded organelle
Molecular function (GO): RNA binding; protein binding
Source: RefSeq, a predicted model, not a curated record